This is a messenger RNA of Hyalella azteca, 3551 nucleotides long. RefSeq names its product threonine--tRNA ligase 1, cytoplasmic (gene ThrRS). Gene Ontology annotation, biological process: threonyl-tRNA aminoacylation. Gene Ontology annotation, molecular function: ATP binding; threonine-tRNA ligase activity. The record is from RefSeq and is a predicted model, not a curated record. NCBI's taxonomy places the organism in Eukaryota, Metazoa, Arthropoda, Malacostraca, Amphipoda, Hyalellidae. The coding region runs from base 130 to 2523 and encodes 797 amino acids. The transcript has 11 exons. Gene Ontology annotation, cellular component: cytoplasm.
CAUUUAUGAUUACAAGUGUUUCAGAACUAGUUAACAGGAAAUAUUGUAUUUCUUCAUUGCUUAAUGGAUGGAGGUGUGAUUUAAGAUGAAUUUUAAUCUCUAUUGAUGUAACUCUUCUAACUAAGAAGGAUGUCAGAGAGGUUUGAAGUUCUUGAUUUGGGAGCAUUGGACAGAUUAUUAUCAAGGCAAAGCUAUAUUUGUGGUUAUCAGCUUUCAUCUGCUGAUGUUAUGCUGCAUCGAUCAAUUUCUGCUGCAAGAACUGCUUAUGAAAAGCAUGUCAAUAUUCUAAGAUGGUUUAAUCAUGUAGCCAGUUUUUCUUCUGUUGAAGUAAAGGCAAUAAGCUCAGUUAAAUUUGACACUAUUUCUAUUGAUGGAGUAAAAAUUAUAAAAAAUUUACACUCCAGUCAAUCCUUGGAUAAGAAAGCAAUGGUGCAGCCAAAGGAACAUAAGCAUAAAGAUGAGUCCAAAAGUAAGGGUGAUGGUGGCAGCUCCGUGUGUGAGCUCAAGCCUCCGCCAGGUUUCAUUGAACACAGACUGCAGAUGUGGGAUGAGUUGAAGAAGAAACAAGAUGAUUUUAUUGCAUCCCAAACCCCUGAACCCAUUAAGGUUACAUUGCCUGAUGGAACUGUGAAGGAAGGUCUUUCAUGGCGCACCACCCCUUAUGAUGUGGCUAAGGAGAUUAGUCAGGGUCUUGCCGAUACCACUGUGGUGGCUAAGGUGGAUGAAGAGGUCUGGGAUCUUGAUCGGCCUCUCACUCAAGACUGUAGUUUGAAACUGCUUAAAUUUGAUGACCCAGAUGCUAAACAGGUAUUCUGGCACUCGACUGCUCACGUGCUGGGCGAGGCAAUGGAACGCAUCUAUGGAGGCAAGCUGUGCUAUGGACCGCCCAUAGAGGAGGGCUUCUACUACGACAUGCAUCACGAGGGAGACGGUGUGUCGUCCACGGACUUCCCUGUCAUUGAAGACCUCAUGAAGAAAAUAUCUAAAGAAAAACAGCCUUUUGAGAGGCUAGAAGUAUCCAAAGAAGACCUCAUCAAGAUGUUCGAGUACAAUCCUUUCAAGGUGCGAAUCAUCAAGGAACGCGUGACGACGCCAACGACGACUGUUUACCGCUGUGGUCCGCUCAUCGAUCUCUGCCGCGGCCCACAUGUCAGGAACACCGGCAAGAUAAAGGCCAUGGCUGUGACGAAAGCGUCUUCUUCAUUCUGGGAGGGCAGGGCGGACGCUGAAUCUCUUCAGCGCGUUUACGGCAUCAGCUUCCCCGACCCCAAGCAGCUAAAAGAGUGGAAACAUCUUCAGGAAGAGGCCGCCAAGCGCGAUCACAGAAAACUUGGUAUCCAGCAGAAGCUUUUCUUCUUCCACGAACUGAGUCCCGGCAGCUGCUUCUUCACGCCUCGUGGAGCCUUUAUCUACAACGCCCUCAUCUCUUUCAUUAAGGAUGAAUAUCGGAAACGAGGUUUCCAGGAAGUGAUUUCGCCAAAUGUGUACAACACCAAAUUGUGGGAGACAUCGGGCCACUGGCAGCACUACGCAGAGAACAUGUUCUGUUUUGAGGUCGAGAAGGAAAAGUUUGCUUUGAAGCCAAUGAACUGUCCUGGUCACUGCCUCAUGUUCAAUCACACAUCCAGGUCUUGGCGCGAGCUGCCCUUGCGCAUGGCAGACUUCGGAGUUCUGCACCGCAAUGAACUUUCUGGCGCCCUCACCGGCCUGACGAGAGUCCGACGCUUCCAACAGGACGAUGCCCACAUUUUCUGCGCACCCUCCAUGAUCAAGGAUGAAAUCACGGGGGCUUUGGACUUCCUCCAGUCCGUCUAUGGCAUUUUCGGCUUUGAAUUUAAUUUGUGCCUCUCUACUCGUCCGGAGAAAUACAUGGGAGAGUUGCAGCUCUGGGAUGAAGCCGAAAACCAGCUGAGGGAAACUCUCGAUAAUUUCGGGAAAGCAUGGACGCUGAACCCCGGUGAUGGAGCUUUUUAUGGCCCCAAGAUCGACAUCACCGUCACCGACGCGCUGCGGAGAUUGCAUCAGUGCGCCACCAUCCAGCUGGACUUCCAAAUGCCCAUCAGAUUUGACCUGAGCUACGUGUCAGAAACCGGAGAGAAGAAGCGCCCUGUUAUCAUUCAUCGCGCUAUCCUGGGGUCGGUGGAGCGCAUGAUCGCCAUUCUGACGGAGAGCUACGCGGGCAAGUGGCCCUUCUGGCUGAGCCCCCGCCAGGUGCUGGUGGUCCCUGUGGCUCCGCCCUUUGACGAAUACGCUGUCAGUGUGCGGAACAGGCUACAUGCUGCCGGCUUUGAGGUCGAUGCCGACACCGACGCUGGCGACACGAUGAACAAGAAGAUCCGCAACGGUCAGUUAGAGCAGUACAACUUCAUCUUGGUUGUCGGUGAGAAGGAGAAGGCGUCUGGCACCGUCAACGUGCGUACCAGAGACAACAAAGUACACGGAGAGCACGGCAUUGACGACGUCAUUCAAAAGCUCCGAGUCCUCAAAGAUAACCGCGUUUAUAACUGGCAAGACUCCUUCUAAAGCUCUGCCUUAACUGUUUCAAUCUUCAGGUCUAAAGUUCUUUCUACAAGAACAUGAUUGCUAUUCUAUACUUUUUUUGUCGUCGGUGAAUGUCAAAGCGAUGACGACGUGUGGUUUCAGCUAUAUAUUAUUUUGGUUUUCUCAACUUUCUAAUUUCAGCCAUAAAAUUUGAUUUUAAAUUUCACAUGAGAAAAAAUCCAAAAAUAUCGUACCAUACCUCGUUUUGAACCAGUUUUUGUUCCUCUAGUAAGGUUAGUAAUAGUCGUAAGGUUUUCUUUUGAAUAUUUAAGGGUUAGACUUUUUUAUUUUAGUAAUUUCCUGGCUGUUUUCUAGCUUUCUAACUUAUGAUUUCUAUUUGUAGUAGUUUUAACAUGUAAGAAGAUGAUCGAGUACUCGUGUUGCAUCUGCUGUAAAUGAACUCAUUUCUGCAUGGGUCGGUAGUCAAGUUUGAACUUGUGGGAAUGUGGGCGUUUUUUUUAUUAUUUCCUGUGGUCGAUGAACUUUCAGUGAAUAAUCGACUGAUUGGGUAAUAAAACUAACUACAUUUUCAAUUUUUCUACAUACGAAUUUACAGAUGGUGAAACCAGGAUAAUUCGUUAGAUUGUCUCAUUUGCGGUUAUUGCACCAGUACCAGCUGAAGUUACAACCGUUUACAUUUAAAUCUUCAGCAGAUUACACCGGAUAUAAUAAAUCUGUACCAAAAUACGUAUCAAUCAUGAGUUUCGUUACUACUGUUUUUGCCGAGUGUUAUGAAAGUUUUUAUUAUCGAAUGGCAAUCUUCAUGUUUUCGCUUUUUCGGAUGGUUUGCUCCUUUACGUGUUGGUCUUGGGCGAAUAGAUUUUUCUCAUUGAUAAUAUAUGCAUUAAAGGGUGUUUGUCGUCUGUGUUUGAUCUGGCGCGAGUAAGAGUUUUUUUUAUAAAUUCCCUCAAUUUUGGAAGAUUUUAAUUGCCGUCCUGUUGUAGGUCAAAACACAUUUUGAAAUUCCAACAAGUGUCAAUGCUCUAUUGCAAAUAUAUUGCAAUUGGCAA